This is a messenger RNA of Mizuhopecten yessoensis (Yesso scallop), 1186 nucleotides long. Its product is annotated as E3 ubiquitin-protein ligase TRIM56-like. NCBI's taxonomy places the organism in Eukaryota, Metazoa, Mollusca, Bivalvia, Pectinida, Pectinidae. The record is from RefSeq and is a predicted model, not a curated record. The transcript has a single exon. The annotation marks the transcript as partial.
AUGGCUGAAGGUGGGCCUCUACCAGGUGAUCACGUGAACAAAGACAAUACUGCCUUAUUGGCCGAUCAACUUCUCGAAUGUCCUAUUUGCAUGGAACAGAUGCGGAAAGCGAAGUCCCUUCCUUGUUUACAUUCCUUCUGUGAGGAAUGUCUUAGUACCUACAUCGUCACAGACUUGUCUGGUGAGAUGGCCGCCAUGACGUCAAUCCCCUGCCCUGUAUGUAGGAAGAUCACAUCGCCUGUCAACCACUCUGAGGGUAAAGAGAUGUGGGCACAACAUUUUCCUGCUAACAAUUUAAUUCAGCAUUUGACCAAACAAAAAGAAAUGGCGGGUACUCCACUUUAUUGUGGCCCUUGCAAGAAGACGAAAAAUAAGGAAACACCAGCAAAGUUUCUGUGCAGAGGAUAUGAGAAAUUGUUUUGCGAACACUGUAAGAUUAAUUUCCAUGAUAUCGUCCACGAUGUAUGUGACAUUGUAAAUCUCAAUGAGGCAAAUCAUGACGUGACAAGGGGAAAACAAUCGGCAAUAACAUGUUCGAAACACAAUUUGAUGAUGGACUAUCAUUGUGAGAAUCAUAAGCAAAUCGGAUGCAAGAAAUGUAUCAUCACAGAGCAUCGGCAAUGUGACGAAGUAACGACAAUCAAGGAGUAUUGUGAAACGAAGAAGAAUAACUUAAGGCUUGAUGACAUGGAAAGGUCUCUCACAAAAGCAGCCAACUGCAUAGAGUUAAUGGUAAACGCUUUUGACCAACAGGUAGAAUCUUUGCAGCGAUGUCAGGAUGUUGGUUUAAGCAGUAUUUCAGAUCACCGACAGAGAAUCAACACAUAUCUCGAUAAGAAACAGGAGGAGAUAACUCAAGAAAUGAUUUCAAAAUGCAAAGCUGAGAAAGCCAAGGUUGAUUUAUCUAAGCAGAAGUGUAGCCGACUGAGGGUCGCUAUUCAGAACACAAAGGAAGCAUCACAGACGGCCUUGCGGAUGGAAGACCACCUGGGGAUGAUACAACUGUUCCAUAGAGGUCAGACAGAGAUCGGGGCUUGUAAUGACCUUAUUGACGAUAUCUUUUAUCCAUUGAAGUCAGUAUCUAUAAACCACGACCUGAACACCAACCUGUUUACAACAAACCCAAGCACUACUUUGCCUUUGGGAAGCAUUCUCGCAAAGGAGCAACCAUUUAGCAUACCUGACG